UUUCGCUGUUCGAGGAAAUAACACUGAAUGGGAUUGUGUUUUUCGCAUUAACCCAAGGAUUUUGUUUGAUAAUCAAGGCAUUUAUUUCAAGAAAAAAUUUGGAUUUCAAGGCGUUUUUGGAGGUGAUUGUGAUUUUACUUUUUUUCAUUUGAAGUCAAGCGCACUGGCACUCGUCUUAAUCCUUGGGAUUGCAGCCUUCCUAUUCACUGCAAACUGAUUUUAUCAAUGUUUACGCACAAAAUGGACGACUACGUUUAACUAUCGAAGUUAGAAUAACCUCUAAUUUCAGGACCUAAAGGAGGAAUGGAUUUACUCGGAGGAAAACCCAUGCAAAAGAGCAACUAUGCAUAAGUACCCUCCAAAACUUUCAGAGGAGAGAUGGAAAAACAGCCUCAUUUGGCACGAUGCGUCCAACUCAAACAAACUAUUAGGAUGGGUACGUGUGGUUCUCGUGAUGCUCUGCGUUUGCAAACUUCCAGAACUUUCUCUGUGCGCAAGUGUGGCAGCAUCCAAAGUUGAACACGAAGGGUUUUGUCCCAAUAAACUGAAUUCCAAUCUGUGGGUUGAUGCGCAAAGCACCUGCGAGAGAGAAUGCAACGUCGACGAGGUGAUCUUUUCUGUUAUUAAUUAUUAUUUGAGGUUGUUUUGUCGUAAUUCAUCUAGUUCUAAUUGUUUUUCGUGUCUGCGUGUGUGUAGGACUGUGCUAGCUUUGAGAAGUGCUGCACCAACGUGUGUGGCCUCAACAGCUGUGUGGCUGCACGUUUCUCUGAUGGCACCCCUGCCCAGCCAGACGGCCAGGGUGGAGGAGAAGGAGGCGAUGCCCCCACCUCCACGGCUACCUGUGAGGGCUUCAUCUGCAGCCAACAGGGAGCAAUCUGUGACAUCUGGGAUGGACAGCCUAUCUGCAAGUGCCAGGACCGCUGUGAGAAAGAGCCCAACUUCACCUGUGCUUCUGAUGGCCUCACCUACUUCAACCGCUGCUACAUGGACGCUGAGGCGUGCAUCAGAGGGGUGACUUUGACCGUGGUCACCUGCCGCUUCUACCUAGCUGGGCCCAACACCAGUCCACUUCCACAGGACACCACAGUUAACCCUACCCCUACAUCCUCACAGGAGGAGCCCUUACCCCCCACACUGUACUCCAACCCUCACCAUCAGUCCAUCUAUGUGGGGGGCACUGUGAGUUUCCACUGUGAUGUUAUAGGCGUCCCCAGACCGGAUGUGACCUGGGAGAAACAGAGUGAGAGGCGUGAACGUCUGGUCAUGAGGCCUGACCAGAUGUAUGGCAACGUGGUCAUCACCAACAUCGGCCAGCUUGUGAUUUACAAUGCUCAGGUGUGGGAUACAGGUAUCUACACCUGCAUCGCUAGGAACUCUGUCGGAGUUCUUCGUGCAGACUAUCCAUUGUCUGUCAUCCGGCGAGCUGAUGAUGAUUUCUCUGAAGACCCUGAGAUGCCCAUGGGGCGGCCGUUCUCCCCAGCAGACUGUCUGGCUGAAGUCGAUGUGAGAGUGUGCAGUAGUGAGCGCCAUGUUGAUUGGUACUAUGACAGUAAGUUUGGUUCCUGCAUGGCCUUCAGCAAUGGUGGAUGUGAUGAUAGCCGCAAUCGAUUCGAGACUUUUGAAGAGUGCAAGGCAUCCUGUCAAAGAGAGGGGAUGGGGAUAUGCUCUCUGCCUGCAGUCCAGGGCCCCUGCAAGGCUUGGGAGCCACGCUGGGCCUGGAACUCCAUCAUGAAACAGUGUCAAGCUUUUGCUUAUGGUGGCUGCCAUGGGAACGCCAACAGCUUUCCCACCAAGAAGGAGUGUGAGGCAAACUGCCCUCAAGCUAAAAAGAAACCCUGUAAGACAUGUCGGGUCAAAGGGAAAAUGGUGCCAAGCUUAUGUCGGAGUGACUUUGCCAUUGUGGGGCGACUGACGGAGCUGGUUGAGGAUCUGGACUCUGGGUUAGCCCGCUUCAGCCUGGAGGAGGUCCUGAGGGAUGAAAAGAUGGGCUUGACUUUCUUCAACACCAAACACCUUGAAGUGACUAUUGCCAAGAUAGACUGGAGCUGUCCCUGCCCAAACAUCACAGUGGAGGAGAACCCUUUGCUAGUAAUGGGUGUCGUGCAGGAUGGCAUGGCCAUCAUUCAGUCAGACAGCUACGUGAGAGCUAUAACUGAACGCAGACUCAAAAAGCUACAAGAGGCUCUGGGUAAAAAGACAUGUGAGACAUUGUAAAAGUCCAUGGCUUCAUACUUGCGCUCACCUUUACUUGUAGGACUGGCAAUAAGUAGCUAAACCCCACCACAGUUAAAGCUUAUACAGGCAGAACUUAACAGAAAUAUAUACAGCGUAUGCUGAUGAAGCAAUGGAAGGUAGUUUGUACAUACAGUUCAGAUUCAUCACACCCACUGAUUACUUUACCAUCCAAAUGGUCUGUGAGUCCUGCUGAAAUGCUCUUUUUCAAUAUAUAGUUUUCUUUGUAGGUCUGUAUGCUUGUAUUCUGAAAGUAAAAUAUACAGAAUAGCAACAACACAAGCUGACAAACUUCCCUAGGUUGUGGUGCUCACAAAAUGGACAUCUACAUCAUAAAGUCUAUGGUUUUUUUGUAUAAUGUGUACUUUGUAAUUUGGCUUGCAUUUAGUUAUUUUCUUCAGUGUUUUACAUAGUGUUCUUCCUGUAUAUGACUAAAACACCAGUUUAGAAAUAUCACCCUCUGCUAAGCACUUCUGCUGACUGACUUUAACUGACAGUGUCCAAACUGAAUAAAAUGUCAAGUAAAAUGUGUUGGUGGGUGCAUCAAAGAAAUCAUACCACACAGACAACGUAUGUACAGGAUACAAGCAUUAUUAAGUUUACUAAAGUGUGCAAUUCAGGAGUACGCUAUAUAAGUGAUUACAUAAUUUCAGUCUCAA
Molecule: messenger RNA, 2891 nt
Organism: Xyrichtys novacula (pearly razorfish)
Lineage: Eukaryota; Metazoa; Chordata; Actinopteri; Labriformes; Labridae
Source: the annotation of a GenBank genome assembly